Molecule: messenger RNA, 3450 nt
Organism: Diaporthe batatas
Lineage: Eukaryota; Fungi; Ascomycota; Sordariomycetes; Diaporthales; Diaporthaceae
Exons: 3
Coding region: 575-3070 (831 amino acids)
Biological process (GO): ubiquitin-dependent protein catabolic process; protein ubiquitination
Cellular component (GO): Cul3-RING ubiquitin ligase complex
Molecular function (GO): ubiquitin protein ligase binding
Source: RefSeq, a predicted model, not a curated record
CUCGCACCGAGGGGUCCAGUGCCGUGCAUCUGGUUCUGGGGUAGGCAACAGCAGAACAGUCACCGACAGCAGCCGGAUAAAGCUUACGAUACCCAGGUACUCAACUUUCUGGUUGGCAACAUGGUAAGUACCGGGUGCCCUCUUAACGGGAGGGAGCUCCAAAUCCACCCCCACCUCUGCAGAAGCACCCACCCACCUUGAAGCACAGGCAUGGACAAUGGAAUGCUUCCUGCCAACCGAAUAACUUCUUUCCUGCUAUCAAUCACUUCGAAACACUCGUUUGCCUGUUGCCAUGAUCACUUCAGCUUACUAUUGUGUAAAUCCUUCUCCUUCUCCCCCCUUCCCAUUCGGUGGGGCUUGCAUCUGCAUUGCGUCUUUUCACAGCUUUGACUUCUUGCCCGCGAUCCCAAAAGCACACCUACAAAUCACAACGCCACCACAAUAAUCUCACGAUCCCAUCUGCAGCCCACCACCCUGCCGACCACACCCCCUUCGCGAUACCCUCACUUCCACUAUACUGUAUUCUCCACCUGUCCGACUCUUCCUUCGGUUCCUAUUGUCCACAACAGCCACAAUGCAUCGACCACAGGGCAAGAUACGGCCCCCUCGGAAGCCCAUCAAUAACCCACGUGCCGGCCUCAGCGAGGAGCAGGAAUUCGAGGCGUGCUGGAAGAUGCUCUACGAGGCCCUGACCGAUAUACACGAACGCAACGCCGGAAAAUUAUCCUUCGAGCAGCUGUACCGGGCAAGUUACAAGAUUGUCCUGAAGAGGCGUGGCCCAGCCUUGUUCGACAAGGUCGGUGCCUUCGAAGAGCAGUGGUUCGGAGAGAGGGUCGUCCCGCCCAUUUUCGACCUGAUGAACAACAGCCACUUGAUCAGCCAUGUCCUCGGCGACGCCCCCGGCACGACCGACAAUGAGCGCCGGGAGUUGGGCGAGAAGUUCCUUAAGGGCAUGCGUGAUUCGUGGGAGCAGCACAUGAGCGCCGUGGCUAUGAUCUCUGAUAUCAUGAUGUAUCUGGAUAGGGGACAGUCGCAAGAUUCGGACCGGCCGCAGCUCUACAUGACCAUCCUCGGCCUCUACAGAGACAAUAUUCUGCGCCGCAGAUUCGAUUCCAUCGACGGACCGUUGACGGACUUGAUCAACGCCGUUGUUCUUGACCUUAUCAACAUGGAUCGGAAGGGGGACAUCAUCGACAAGAAUCUGGUCAAGAGGCUGCUCCAUAUGUACGAGCAGCUGGCAGAGUCUGACGACCUGGUCGACGAUAAUCGCCUCUACAUCACUACCUUCGAGCCCGCAUACCUCCGAGAUAGCAGGCAAUUCUAUGCACAAGAGGUGGAACAGCUGCUGCGGGAGGGGGAUGCCGGCAAUUGGCUGCGCCAUACAAGUCGUCGCCUGAUGGAGGAGGAAGACCGCUGCAGAACGACCGUGUCCUCGUUGAGUACUACCAGCAUAGUGAAAGUUGUCGACGAGGUGCUUAUUGCUAGCCAUCUGGAUCGGUUUCUAGCACUGGAGGGUAGUGGCCUCCGCGCUAUGAUCGACAAUGACCGCUUGGAAGACCUCACUCUUGUCUACAGGCUCGUCAACAGGGUUGAGCAAGGCAUUGAUAAGCUCAAGAAGAUCUUGCAGGCCCGGGUCGUCGAGCUUGGCUUGGAGAUUGAGAAGGCUCUGAAGGACGCAAAUUUCUCGGCGCAGCAACCCGGUGCAGAAGGCGCCGAGGCGGCGAAACCGCUGACUGGCUCGGCCCUCGCGACAGCAGCAGCGGUCAAGUGGGUGGACGACGUUCUCCAGCUCAAGGACAAAUUCGACAGAUUCCUGCACGGCUGCUUCGGCAGCGACAAGAUAAUUGAGUCGGCCUUGACCAAGAGCUUCGCCGAGUUCAUCAACCUCUUCAGCCGAAGCUCGGAGUUUGUGUCGCUGUUCAUCGACGACAACCUGAAGAAGGGGAUUCGAAACAAGACCGAGGCAGAGGUUGACGCGAGUAUGGAAAAGGCAAUCACACUGGUGCAAUUCCUCCAGGACAGGGACAUGUUCCAGCGAUACUACCAGAAACACCUGGCCCGCCGCCUUCUCCACGGGAAGUCUGAGAGUGAAGACGCCGAGAAGCAGCUCAUAUCGCGAAUGAAGCAGGAGAUAGGGAGCCACUUCACACAGCGAUUCGAGGGCAUGUUCAAGGAUAUGGACACUUCACGAGACCUCACAACGGGAUACCGGGACUACAUUCGCGGCCUUGGAGACGUCGACCAUAAGGUGGUGGACCUCGGGAUCAGCGUGCUCACCAGCAACCACUGGCCUUCGGAGGGCAUGAUGCAGAAGUCGGAAGACGGUCGCUUUGUCGAAUGCAACUGGCCGGUCGAGAUCAAAGCACUUCAAAAUAGUUUUUUCCAGUACUAUCUCACCGAGCGCAAUGGGCGAGUGCUGACCUGGGUUGGUAACCUUGGUACCGCCGACAUCAAAUGCGUCUUCCCCAAGAUUCCUGGAAAGGAGACAGGACCCCUGAGCAAGGAGCGACGGUACGAGCUCACCGUGUCCACUCAUGGCAUGGUGGUGCUGAUGCUGUUCAACGACCUGGCAGAGGACAAGUCCCUCACUUACGAGGAGAUCCAGGCACAGACCAGCAUCCCCCCUGGCGAUCUGAACCGCGCCCUGGCAUCCCUCUCACUGGCUCCCAAGUCCCGAGUACUGCUCAAGGAGCCGAUGACCAAGACUAUCAAGCCGGGAGACAAAUUCUCAUACAACAGCUCUUUCGUCAGCAAAGUAAUCAAGAUCAGAGCACCCAUUGUCAGCGCACAGUCCAAGGUCGAAGCCGACGACGAGCGCAAGGAGACGGAGAAGAAGAACGACGAGAGCCGCAACCACAUCGUGGAUGCGGCUGUCGUCAGAAUAAUGAAGGCCCGCAAAGAACUUGCGCACAAUCAGCUCAUUACUGAGGUGGUCAGUGUCUUGACCGGCCGCUUCAAACCCGAUAUCCCGAUGGUCAAGAAGCGAAUCGAGGACCUCAUCGCCCGCGAGUACCUCGAGCGCGCCGACGACACGGACGCGACCCAACAGGUCUACCGCUACCUUGCGUAAGGCUUCAACUGGUCGACCGCGCCCCUUGACUGCAGUCAGCGGGUCGGGAUUCUUGUGUACAUAUUGAUUAUCUUUGAUUUCGUGACGAAUGAAAUGAUGCAUGGCGUCAGGGCUGGACAGUAGGCGUGGGCCUCAUUACAUUCCAGGCAUGCCAUGAACGGCGAACAAAAAGGGUGAAGGGCCAUCUGCAUAGAUUUGAUGGAAGAGACGAGGCUGGCGGCCUCACCUCAAACCUUGUGUGGUAGCAUCUCAGACGGCUUUUACUCGGCCAGUCUGUUGGAGACGGGGGAAGGAUCCUGCCUCUGGCGGAUCCUGGGGCUCCGUACAUGGCCACAAUAGUUGGCCUGAUUUGGUAGCCCAGAAUAAAACCUUAAACUCUC